Messenger RNA from Homarus americanus (American lobster), 1980 nucleotides. RefSeq names its product proline-rich protein 36-like. The transcript is spliced from 3 exons. The record is from RefSeq and is a predicted model, not a curated record. NCBI's taxonomy places the organism in Eukaryota, Metazoa, Arthropoda, Malacostraca, Decapoda, Nephropidae. Bases 1 to 1980 code for a protein of 659 amino acids.
AUGAACUACGUCACACUGCUAAUCACAAACACUGCCGUCACCCACGUCAUCAUUUCCGUCAUCAUUUACGUCAUCACCUACGUCAUCACCUACGUCAUCACCCACCCUACUAAGGGCGUUGAUAUUGCUGUUGUGAUCCCUCUCAUAAAGACCUCAGUGAACAUGAGAGUUGAUGCCUUAGCUAAGACAUUGUUAAAUGCAAACUUGUCUCGCAAACAGAACCAGCCACCAGUAUUGCUCCAGCUACCAGUGUUGUCCAGCCACCAGUGUCUCCAGCACCAGAUGCUCCAGCCACCAGUGUUGUUCUCCCCACAGUGUUCUCCAGCCACCACAGCACCGAUUGUUCUCCAGCUACCAGUGUUGUUCUCCAGCCACCAGUGUUGUUCUCCAGCCACCAGGUGUCUCCAGCCACCAGUAAGGCUGUCUCCAGCCAACAGCUGUCGCCCUCCAGCCACCAGUGUUGUACCCUCCAGCCACCAGCAGUUGUUCUCCAGCCACCAGCAUUGCACUCUCCAGUCCACCAGUGUUGUCCCCCUCCAGCCACCAGUGUUGUUCUCCAGCCACCAGUGCUGUUCUCCAGCCACCAGUAUUGUUCUCCAGCUACCAGUGCCACUCCUCCAGCCACCAGUGUUGCUCCCUCCAGCCACCCGUGCUGUCUCCAGCUACCAGUGUUGGGCCUGUCACCAGUGCUGUUCUCCAGCUACCAGCAUUGCUCCCUCCCAGCUACCUGUACAGCCCCCAGCCACCAGUGGUUGUUCUCCAGCCACCAAGUGUUGUUCUCCUGUCACCGCAAAGUGUUGUCACCUCCAAACACCAGUUGUUGCUCCUCCAGCCACCAUGUUGUUCUCCGUCACCAUGUUGUCUCCAGCCACCAGCAUGCCUCCAGCUACCAGUGUUGUUCCUCCAGCCACCAGUGCUGUCUCCCUCCAGCCACCAGUGUUGCCCUCCAGCCACCAGCAUGCUCUCCAGCCACCAGCAGCUGUUCUCCAGCCACCAGUGCUGUUCUCCAGCCACCAGUGUUGUUCUCCAGCCACCAGUGUUGUUCUCCAGCCACCAGUGCUACCCUCCAGCCACCAGUGCUGUUCUCCAGCCACCAGCAUUGUUCUCCAGCUACCAGUGCUGUUCUCCAGCCACCCAGUGCGUUGUCUCCAGCCACCAGUAUUGUUCUCCCAGCUACCAGUGCUGUUCUCCUCCAGCUCACCAGUGCUGUUCUCCGCCACCAGUGUUGUCUCCACACCAGUGUUGUUCUCCAGCCACCAGUAUUGUUCUCCAGCUACCAGUCUGGGCCAGUGUUGUUCUCCAGCCACCCCAGUGUUGUUCUCCAGCCACCGCGUGUUGCCACCUCCAGCCACCAGUGUUGUUCUCCAGCCACCAGCAUUGUUCUCCAGCCACCAGUGUCUCCAGCCAACCAGUGUUGCGCCUCCAGCCACCAGCAAGGUUCUCCAGCCACCAGUGCUGUUCUCCGCCACCAGUGCUGCACCCAGCCACCAGCAAGGUUCUCAGCCACCAGUGUUGUCUCCAGCCACCAUGUUGUUCUCCAGCCACCAGUGUUGUUCUCCAGCCAACAGUGUUGUUCUCCUGUUCAACCAGUGCUGUUCUCCAGCCACCAAGUGCUUGUUCUCCAGCCACCAGUGGUUGUCUCCAGCCACCAGUGUUGUUCUCCAGCCACCAGUGCUGUUCUCCAGCCACCAGUGCUGUCUCCAGCUACCAGUGUUACCCUCCAGCCACCAUGUUGUUCUCCAGCCACCAGCAUUGUCGCCUCCAGCCACCCGUGUUGUCUCAGCCACCAGUGCUUGCCCAGCCACCAGCAUGUUCUCCAGCUACCAGUGCUGUUCUCCAGCCACCAGUAUUGCCUCCUCCAGCUACCAGUGUGUUGUCUCUCCAGCCACCAGCAGCUUGUUCUCCAGCUGCUGUCUCCAGCCACCAGUGUUGCCUCCGUUUCACCAGUGUUGUUCUCCAGCCAACAGCAUUGUCUCCUAG